Molecule: messenger RNA, 2607 nt
Organism: Elephantulus edwardii (Cape elephant shrew)
Lineage: Eukaryota; Metazoa; Chordata; Mammalia; Macroscelidea; Macroscelididae
Gene: MROH9
Product: maestro heat-like repeat family member 9
Exons: 20
Coding region: 1-2607 (868 amino acids)
Cellular component (GO): cytoplasm
Source: RefSeq, a predicted model, not a curated record
AUGGGUCUGCAAUCAUUGACUCUCUUCUUUCCUCAGCACUUACAUAAUUAUGUGGCUAUCAGCCUAGUGGACACGUAUGCAGGACUGUUAAGUAACCAAGCCAUAAUCCUGGCUAUGAACUCAAGCUUUGUGGAUCCCUUUCGGCAAUACGAAUUUCAGCUGACAUUAGUACAAUCAUCCUUUGACAUGCUAGUCAGGAUGCCAAGUCUUGAAAAAGACAACGAAGAAAAGGAUGAGAGUAAUGAGUCAGAGGAGAUGGAGAUUGUACACAAGAAUACUCUAAAUGUAUUUGAAGACACUCUUCUGAUCUUAGUGUCUAAAGAUUUCUAUAAACUACAGAUGUUAAAGGAAAUUACAGUGUGGAUGAGUCAAAAUAAAUCACAUCUACAAGAAAGAAUUCUGGUGAUCAUAAGCAGAGUGCUAAGCUUUGCAGCCCACAGAGUCAAGACAUACACAAGUGUGGACGCCCCAUGUUUGGGAGUCCUGGCUGCAGAGCUGUCUCUUUUAUGCUCUCACCAUGAUCCUGCAAUCACAUUACAAGCAUCUGUGGGAAUGUAUCACCUCCUCUGUAUUGCAAAAUGUCAGACUGACCUGUACGAAAACAAACAAACAAACAAACAAAAAACCCACUACAGAACAUUUCCUUCAUCUGAGCUGGAAUUCCAUCCCCAUGUCUUACAAGACAAAAGUGAACUUGCUCUGUAUGUAGGACAAAACUUAACACCCUCUUUGCUGACGGACUUUGUAUGGAAUCUCCUGAUGAAACUCUCUGAAACAAAAUAUACAACUGUGCAUGAUGCAGCUACUAUCCUGGAUCUGACCCUGGAGCAUCACGCGGAUAAAGUCACCAUGGUGUCAAAGAUUGUGCAUACUAUUUAUCAGAAACUGUGUGGAAAUUGUGCUCACAAUACAAAACAAGCUAUGUUGCGAGUGGUCACCUUGCUGACACGUACUUCGCCAAAGAAAGUUAUCUUUCAGCUGAUGGACUACCCAGUCCCAGCAGACAAGAAUCUGUUACUGAUGUGGUACGCAGCUGGUUCAGAAGCGAGUGUGGCCCCUCAUGUGCUGAAGACACUCUUGCUGAUUCUGAAAGGAAAGCCUGGAGAAAGCUUGGAGAAAGACAAUUUAAGUGAAGGAAGACGUCUUUCUCUGGAUACUGCCAACAUGAUGCCUGUGGCCGCAUCCCAGGCCCUGUGCACAUUGCUGCCUGUUUGUUCUUAUAAGAAAGCAGUAGCCCAGCUCUUCCCUGAGCUCUUGAUGGCCCUCAUGCUUCAAGUCUUCUACAGCUGUGACCUGACUCUCUCCAACAGCAAUCCUUUCUUUGCCAGAGAUGCACUGAGAAUCCUUCUGAAAUGUUCUGGACUUCAAGAGGUCGAAAGUGUUCUUCAGAAAAACAACUGCUGGAGCCAGUUUUCCCAAGCGCUAUUUCACCAUCAUGGAAUCUACCUUAUUGCCAAAGCUCUCAGUAACUGUCGGUUUCCACAGUUUCCAGAAACCUUGCAUUAUCUCUACAAGCUCUCGGUAGAAGAUCCUAGAAGGUCAGAAGACAGUAUCAUCAUAGUGAUAUUCCUCACUGAACUUUUGAAUAACUAUUUCAAGGAUCCAUUUCCGGAAGAAUUUUUGGUCCUCUUCAGAAACUGGGUCAAUGAUGCAAACCCUUCAGUGAGCAAACUGAGCCUGCAGAAAAUUGCCAGUAUGGCACCAGUAGUCAACAAGAUAGAAAAUGUUUGCAGCUUAUUAUUAUCCAUCCUGAAUGCAUUCCAUUCCAAAGACAAGACUGUAGUAACCCGGGCCUUGAUCACCCUCCGAAGACUUUUAGGAAAACUGGAUAAAGUGACCUAUGCAUCUGUGUGUACCAAGAUUGCUUCCAGCUACUGUCCCUUGAUGGAUCAUAGUAAUGCAGGCAUUCGGAGUAUGGCCAUUCGUCACUUUGGUGAAUUAUUCAAGGACAUGAAUCAGUAUACCUGGAUGCUAAAUGAUGUGGUUUUAGAAGGCUUGGUGCCUCUGAUCCUAUUUCUGGAGGAUACAGAGUUAACAGUAGUUCAAGCAUGCAAAUAUACAUUAGAAGUCUGUUCCACACAAUUAAACUGGUCAAUAACACCUUGGCUCAAAGAAACACAAUACAAUUUUGAGGUGGUGGUGCUCAACAUCUGUAAUAAUCUUUACUUUUCUCACUGGCACUGCAUUACAAAUAUGAUAUCUGAUACCUUGGGGUUUCUGAAGAGCUCCCAAAUAUACCUGAGAAGAGGAUCGGUUAUUUUAUUAGGGUACGUGGCAAAACUGUGCGGCCAUUUACUACUCAGAAUUGAAGUUGAAGUUAUGCUUGAUGCCGUUGACAAAAUGCUGAGGGAUGAAGACCCUUUAGUCAGGGAGUUGGCCGCAAAAACCCAGAAUCUUUUUAAGGAGAUAGCCCAUGGAUUGACCUCCUCAAGUAUUAAGCAAGCCUUCCGAAGAUUGUUUAGCUUCCUUUACAUGAAAAAACUGAAGCUGAUUUAUAAUUAUACUGGGACUGACACCUUGAUAGUCAAUAACGAACAACAUAAAUAUAGGAAGCGUUAUGAGGAAAUCCUUCCUGAAGAGAAUUUUGAAGAUUUUCACCAAGAGUGA